AUGGAUCUCGAGGACUCGCUCGCGGAGGCCAUCGACGGCGCACUCGGAGAGGGCCAGGGCGACGCAGACGACGCCUUUACUGCGGCCCUCGAGGGCGUGCUCGAGGGGGAAGGCAUCCUGCCGACAGGCGACGCCGCCGCGCAGCCCGCGGCAGCGGAGGCGGCCGCGGUGGACACCGCGGUGGACACCACGGUGGACACCGCGGCAGCGGCGGUGUCCGCCGCGGUCGGCGAACCGGAGGGCGCCGGGAACGGGGAGAUCGGGCAGCGCGCCAACCUCUCCAGGUGUAUUCUCGCUCUGCCUCGCUGCACUGGCAGCUGGGCGCCCCCGCCUGACCAGCCCUGCGGCCAGGUCUGCACCCGCUUCCACAAGGCCCCGCUCCUCUCCAUGCCAUCGCCAGGAGCCAGCGGGGCCGCCGCCGCCAGGGUGCCGCCCAAGCGGGGGCGCCCCACCCGAGAGCAGAGGGCCGCAGCAGAGCCGGGCGCGUUCGACGCGCGGCCGACCGUGGCCGCGGGCGUGCUGGUGACCAGGCUGCGCGGCGGAGUCCCGGAGCUGCUGGCCAUCGGGCGCAGCCAGGACGCGGCGGGCCCCUGGGAGUUCCCCAAGGGGCGGCUCGACUUCGCGGACGGGAGCGAGCUGGGCUGUGCCUUCCCGGAGCUUACCGAGGAGGCCGGCCUGGGUGUGUCGCUGCCGACCCGAGGGUGCCAGAAGGUGGGGGUGGAAGAGUACCAGACCAAGACCGGGAGCGGGCCCGCCUUGGACGCGCCGCGGGGGCAACGGGCGGCUCGGGCCUCGAGGGGGCAGCGGGCGCGCGCCAGUGACGCAAGCCCUCCCGCUGACCAGCUGGGCGACGCGGAGGCUCCAGGCGACGGGGCCCCCGGCGUAUGCGGGGCCGCCGUCGGCGGCAGCAUGGCCGGGCGAGGCCCCGAGGCGCGUCGGGCGCCGGGCCGCGCGAGCCCUCGCCCCGCCGACGACCGAGCUGACGGCGAGGCGGGCGAAGACACGCCGUGCCGGGGGGCGGGCCCUCCGUCGCCGCCGCUCGCGACGCGGGAGGGCUGCGUCGCCGCUGGAGGCAACGCGGGGGGCGCCGCGGCGGACGGCGACUCGGGCGCCGCCGACGGCCUGGUGGAGGCUGCGGCAGCCUCGUUGCGGCGAUCCCGCCGCCUCAAGGCCUCCCGCCGCCGCCGACGGGUGGCCCUGUCAGCCGACCUCAUCAUGGCGUCGGCGGCGGGAGGGCCGACGCUGCUAGAGCGCGCGGCAGUGACGGCUGGGGCGCAGGCCCGCCAUGGCCAGUACCCCGACAGGUUCUUCUCGCACUCCAGCCUGAGUGACGCCAGGGUGGCGAUCCUCGUGGACGAGAACUCGGACUGCCAGCAGUGCGACUACUUCACCGCCGUGUACUCUGGUGCGACCUGGUGCCGCCAACUCAGGCGCCCCGAGCUGGCCUCCGAGCCGAAGCUGGCGCCAGCCGAGGUCGGGGCCGAAGAGCUGGCGCUGCAUCAGCUCCGCCACUCAGGGGCGAGCAUCGAGGCAUGCAAGCGGGAUCGCAAGCUAGAGCAGGUCAGGGGGCUAGGCUGCUGGGCCCAGGCGAAAGGCAUGCGCCGCUACGAGCGCCGCGGCCGCCUGGGUGGCAAGCGCAAGAAGUGCCCCAGGUGCAUCUCUAAAGCUGUAAAGGCAUUCGGGUUCAGAGCCCGAAGCUGGGACGUGCUCCAUGACCCCGCGCGGCAGAAUUUGCUCGACAACUGCGUCGCGCAAGCCAUCGGACCCUUCGUGAGCAGGCCGGGCUUGAUUUGGAAGGCCUGCUUCAGCUCGGGGUCGUGUGUGGCCGCCAGCGCCGCGGCCAGGUGCUCCGCGACUGUGCGGGUGCCCUGCUCCGUGACGCCCUGCACGGGCAUCCCGCCGGACGAGGCCGUGGCCCAGGCCCUGCAGGUGGUGCGGAGGGUGUGCUCCAGCCUCGGCAAGGGCCAGAGCGCCGCUCCGCAAGCGCCGGCGGCGGACGAUGGAGACCUCGAGAACGACGUGGACACGCCCGCGGAGCCGGCCUGGAAGGCGCAGCUCGAGAAGGGCCUCGAGCGCCUGCGGCACUGCGAGGCCGUGGGCGCUGCGCUGCGCGCGGCGGUGCACCCGUCGUUCGAGGCGGCGACGGACGACCUGCGGGAGCUCGGCCCGGAGCAGGUCAAAGCUCUGCGCGAUGAGCUUCUCAAGCUCGAGAAGGUUUCCAACGUCGCCAAGGCUUUGGCUGUCUUGAAGGACGUCCGCGCCAUGAUCGACCAGAGCGCCCUGCUGGCCCUGCGCGCCGCGGAGCAGGCCCGCCUGGAGACUGCGCUCGCGGGCUCCUCGCGGACGAUCGCGCCGGCCGCCCAGGCGACCCGGCGAGCGCCCCGGCGGGGGCCACCCCCCCACUCCCUGCGGCGUUCUUUCUCCUUCCUU
This is a messenger RNA of Prorocentrum cordatum, 2430 nucleotides long. Lineage: Eukaryota; Dinophyceae; Prorocentrales; Prorocentraceae. The record is from the annotation of a GenBank genome assembly.